This is a messenger RNA of Blepharisma stoltei, 1260 nucleotides long. NCBI's taxonomy places the organism in Eukaryota, Ciliophora, Heterotrichea, Heterotrichida, Blepharismidae. The record is from the annotation of a GenBank genome assembly.
AUGAAUAUUCAAGGACUGCCCAGUCAUUCUUUUCAUAAUGAAACUGAUGAGGAGUCAAUAUAUAAACUCACAAAAAGUACAAUAAAGCUGAAAACUGACCUAGAAGCAUGCACUAUUUUGAAUAAAGUAACAUCCACCUAGGAUCUGAUUUCAAAAAUCCAAGGAGAUUUCAAGCAAUCUGAGCUUCUUAUUACCAAGCUAAAAAACGAGAAAAUCCAGCUAAAGCAAGCUUUAUCUGAUACUUAUAAUAAGAAAGAGGAGCUUUAUUCAAAAAUGCUUGAAUAUCGUGAAGAGCUGAAUGUUGAAAAAAAGAAAAAUCAAGAUCUGCUAAUAAAACUGGACGAAAUUGGGGAAAUUAAAGCUCAUAUACAUGAGCUUAAUUCAAUUAUGACUGCUAAAGAGCAGCAAUGUGAAGGAAUUAUCAAAGAAAAUCACUCUUUAAGAGAAAAUCUUGAAAAAUUAGAAAUUGAAGCUUCAAGCUGAAAAGAACUUUAUGAAGCCAACAAGACAAAGGACACAAAAUAUGCUUCAGCUAAAGAUAAUGGAGAACUUGAUAUAGAAAUUCAUAAUGUCUGGAACUCAGCUAUAAGAAAACUUCAGAAAGAUUCUGAAUUUUACAGUAUCUUUAAAAAAAAUGCGUCAGGGCUAAGCUAUUUUUCAGAGCUUUUAGAAGGGGGGAAAUGAAAAGAAGCUUUAUUUAGAAGCUUAUGCAUACUAAAUGACAUAUUAACCCCUCAAGAAAUCAAUGUAUCUAAAUCUGUCCAAACAACUGAAGAAGAAACCAAACCAAAAGUUGUCCACAAAAUGCAAAAAACUCCUACAUUUACAGUAUCUGAAAUAAAGCAAAUAAAAAUUGACGCCAAAAGUGACUGUUCCUCACAAGUCCAUUAUCCUCGGUCUGAAACUCCUGAGCAUAUCAUAAAAGACAGAGAAGAGCUGCUUCAGAGCUUGGCAAAGCAAAACCAAAAGCUUUUGCAAUUAAAUCAACAAAUAUAUGAUACAAUGUCUCAAGAAAAUGGAGGCACAGCCAAGAAAAGGUCAAAAUGGAGCGGUGUUAAUUCUGAAGCAAGCCUUUCAGCUGAAAAAUAUGAAUUAUUUGACGAAAAAGAAUGCGUUAAAAUUGAUAGGGAUAUGAAAAUGUAUUAUGAUGAUAUUGAAAACGAGUGAAGCUACCCUAGUUCUGAAGACUCAGAUGAGAAAAGCAAAAAUCAACGUAAAGGAGUUUCCCGGAUUAAGCAAUUUCCAUCAAAACCUAAUUAA